This is a messenger RNA of Daucus carota subsp. sativus, 1112 nucleotides long. RefSeq lists its product as uncharacterized. Gene Ontology annotation, molecular function: SNAP receptor activity. The record is from RefSeq and is a predicted model, not a curated record. NCBI's taxonomy places the organism in Eukaryota, Viridiplantae, Streptophyta, Magnoliopsida, Apiales, Apiaceae. Bases 146 to 859 code for a protein of 237 amino acids. Gene Ontology annotation, biological process: retrograde vesicle-mediated transport, Golgi to endoplasmic reticulum. Gene Ontology annotation, cellular component: endoplasmic reticulum; SNARE complex. The transcript is spliced from 7 exons.
AAAGAAGAAUGCGAGUCUUCCUUAAAAAUAUUUAGAAGAAUGCCGGUCUUAACCCGAACCCGUAACGGGUCACUAAUUUGGGGGAGUUUCUAGUUCUAGGGUUCAAACAAUCAAUUAGCUUCAACUUACAGAGACUGAGGAAACAAUGACGGUGGUGUCUAAGAAUGAAGUAAACCUCCGGAGAUUGCUUGCAGCAGCUCCUCACCAAGAAAACCAGGCAAAGCUUGUCCACUAUGUUGCAACUCUAAGAGAAUUGUUGGAGCAGUUAACUGAAGAGAAAACUCCUGAAGGAUUGCCGAGGAUAUCUAAGGCAAAGGUGAACGAAUAUUCAGAGAAGAUUCAAGCAGUUGCUGCUAAGCUAGCUAUGCCUGUGUCUGAUAUAGAAAUAGCUGAAGAGCUUAUCGUAGAGACUUCUAUCCGUGAAAGCUCUCCAAAAGGUGAUGGGAAGCAUAUUCUUGAUUCUCAAGGUCUGAGGAGAAGAUCUUCCAGUAUCAAGGAAAGAUCUCAUGAUAAUGUUGUUACUGAUCAAUCAGUGCCUGUAAAGUUGGACACUGCUGCACAAACGCAUAUUGCAAAGCAUAGGAAGCUUCAGGAAGACCUGACAGAUGAGAUGGUUGUAUUGGCACGCCAACUCAAAGAGAGUAGUCAAUUGAUGAGCCAAUCACUACAGAAUACUGAGAAAAUACUCGACUCAACAGAGAAAGCUGUUGAGCAUAGCUUAGCAAGCACCGGUCAUGCCAAUACCCGAGCAAUGGAGGUAUACUCCCAUAGUUUUAAGACUACAUGCUUCACAUGGCUUGCGAUUUUUGCAAUGACUUGCAUUUUCAUCAUGGUAGUACUCCUUAUCCGUAUCACUUAGUGCAGACAAAUAUGUCGAGGGAGGAAGUUAGCCUAUAUUGUGUGUAAGAUUUACCAAAUGCAAGCAUGAUUUGUUUUGUAUAUUGUUUAGUCUAGUCAAUGUAGUAGUUAUGUUUUGUUGUAGUAUGUAGAAUUGAGUUGCAUAUCUCCUUUUGACUUUUAAUCAACCUAUCCAGUCACACCCUCAUGAUCUCAGAAGGCUUUAUUUCUUUAUAGUUUACAUUUAUUUUAAAGUUUCACUCACAUUCACCGAA